Molecule: messenger RNA, 321 nt
Organism: Protopolystoma xenopodis
Lineage: Eukaryota; Metazoa; Platyhelminthes; Monogenea; Polystomatidea; Polystomatidae
Source: the annotation of a GenBank genome assembly
GCCCUUAGCGCUGCAGAUUACCUGGUUCUCGCACGACGCUUUCAUACUGUGUUGAUCUGUAGGGUUCCCCAAAUGAUUGUUUCUGAAGAACAGGUGUCUAACUCCAGCCUUCGACGUUUUAUCAACCUUAUUGAUGUCCUCUACGAUUCUCGGGUGCGUUUGGUUGUAUCUGCAUCAAAGCCGAUUUCUAGUCUCAUAGCCUCUACGGCCACUAAUAUCUUUUCCUCUUCGUUUGUACAACCAGCUAUUCGACAGCUGAUGGAUGAUCUCAAUAUUAGCCAGAUCUCAGCCUUGGGCUUCUGUAUACUCAGACGAUGUUAA